Molecule: messenger RNA, 717 nt
Organism: Glycine soja
Lineage: Eukaryota; Viridiplantae; Streptophyta; Magnoliopsida; Fabales; Fabaceae
Product: 26S proteasome non-ATPase regulatory subunit 8 homolog A-like
Exons: 5
Coding region: 1-702 (233 amino acids)
Biological process (GO): proteasome-mediated ubiquitin-dependent protein catabolic process
Cellular component (GO): nucleus; proteasome regulatory particle, lid subcomplex; proteasome regulatory particle
Source: RefSeq, a predicted model, not a curated record
AUGGGGGAUAUAUACGAGCAUGCUAUUGUCCUUGGUGUGAAAAAUGAGGAUCAAGAUGCUUUUGAAAGGGAUUUCUUCCAGUUGAAGCCUUAUUAUACAGAUGCCUGCAAUCGACUUCCACCAUCUCCUCAGGAGUACCCAAUUCUGGGUCUCAACCUGUUGAGAUUACUUGUGCAGAAUAGGAUUGCUGAAUUCCAUACUGAGUUGGAAUUGCUUUCAUCUGCUGCUCUUGAGAAUCCUUGCAUUAAGCAUGUUGUGGAGUUGGAACAAUCUUUUAUGGAAGGGGCUUACAAACGUGCCUUGAGUGCACGACAGACAGUGCCACAUGAUACAUACGUUUAUUUUAUGGAUCUUUUGGCAGAGACUGUCAGAGAUGAAAUAGCUGGUUGCAGUGAGAAGGCCUAUGACUAUCUUUCAAUUAAGGAUGCUAAGCAAAUGUUACUGUUCUCCUCAGACCAGGAACUCCUUGAAUAUAUUAAAGAGGAGCAUCCUGAGUGGGAGAUUAAGAAUGGUAGUGUCUUUUUCCAAAAGGCAAAAGAAUCUGCACCUUGCAAAGAAAUACCCUCCCUGCAGCUCAUCAACCAAACGCUUAGUUAUGCUUACACUUUUGGGUGUGUGUUUGUCAGAACAGUACCCUGGAACAUUGCUUUUGUUUUUCUCCUCAUAACUGACUAUUUCUGUAAUAAAACAUUGAAGGUUUGAUUAGGCAACCAAAAU